This is a messenger RNA of Thalassophryne amazonica, 5266 nucleotides long. RefSeq names its product transcription factor 12 (gene tcf12). The record is from RefSeq and is a predicted model, not a curated record. The coding region runs from base 189 to 2375 and encodes 728 amino acids. The transcript has 21 exons. NCBI's taxonomy places the organism in Eukaryota, Metazoa, Chordata, Actinopteri, Batrachoidiformes, Batrachoididae. Gene Ontology annotation, biological process: regulation of transcription by RNA polymerase II. Gene Ontology annotation, cellular component: transcription regulator complex. Gene Ontology annotation, molecular function: DNA-binding transcription factor activity, RNA polymerase II-specific; protein dimerization activity; RNA polymerase II cis-regulatory region sequence-specific DNA binding.
GGCUUCUGCAAAGCAAAAAUGUCUGCCUAAUAUAAAGUCGUAGCCGAUAUAUAGAGCAUAUUUUCCUUGGUAUUGCUGCUUAAAUCAACAUUUCGCUAUUUUGAGACGUAGUACGAGGAAGCGAGUCUUCACCAGAUCACCCUAGUCGGGGUUUUACUCGCGAAAAAAGGGGUUUCGAGCUCGCCAGGAUGAAUCCUCAGCAGCGGAUCGCCGCUCUUGGAACCGAUAAGGAAUUAAGCGACCUGCUAGAUUUUAGUGCGAUGUUCUCUCCACCUGUAAGUGGUGGCAAAAACAGGCCCACCACACUUGGAAGCAGCCAGUUUAGUGCAUCAGGUAUGGAGGAGCGAACUAACCAAGUGUCUUGGGCCCAAGGUGGCGAGUCCAGCCCUUCCUAUGAGUCCUCUCGGGGUUUCACAGACAACCCUCAUUAUGGCGAUCAUUUGAGUGACAGUCGAUUAACGUCUCAUGAAGGAUUAUCUCCGACACCUUUUAUGAACUCGAACAUAAUGGGAAAAUCAGAGAGGGCUGCAUUUAUUGGCUACGGGAGGGAUCCUGGUGCACCUGGCUACCAGUCUUCUAUAAGGUCAGAUGUUGGGGUGGCGAGUCCCAGUUCUGUGUCCACGUCAGCAAAGUCAGCUGCUCCAUUUUUCUCCUUCUCUGCAGCCAACCCCAGAAGACGUUCUCUACAAGAUAAUCCGCCCAUUGAUCCUCUACAAACAAAGAAAGUUCGCAAGGUCCCUCCUGGCCUGCCUUCUUCUGUGUAUGCACCGUCUCCAAACUCAGAGGACUUCAACAGAGAUUCCCCCUCAUACUCUUCUUCAAAGCCCUCCAGCAGUAUGUUUGCUAGCACUUUCUUCGAUGGUACCCACAGUUCAUCUGACCCAUGGAACUCAUCAAAUGGGAUUAGUCAGCCAAGCUAUGGGGGAAUGCUCGGGGGAUCUUCAUCUCAUAUGGCACAAUCAGGAAACUACAGCGGCCUGCACUCCCAUGACCGUUUGAAUUUCCCCACACAUUCAGUCUCUCCAGACAUCAAUGCCAGUCUUCCUCCCAUGUCCAGCUUCCAUCGAAGCAACACCAGCACUUCACCAUUCGUCACUGCAGCGCACACCCCAUCUGUCAACACAGCAGACGGGGUCAUGGCUGCUGCAAAUCGGGGCAACGCCACUGGAAGCUCACAGACGGGAGAUGCACUGGGCAAGGCUUUAGCGUCGAUUUAUUCACCUGACCACACGAGCAGUAGUUUUCCAUCCAACCCAUCUACGCCUGUCGGUUCUCCUUCACCUCUGACAGCCACAGCAGGCGCUGCCUCAGCCGGAACUGUGGUGACUGCUGCUGGCACCCCUUCUGGAAGGGCAGGUAGCACCCAUUGGCCUCGUGCCAGUGGACAGACCCCUUCGUCUCCAAAUUAUGAGAACUCUCUUCAUUCACUGAAAAACAGAGUUCAUCAGCAGUUACAUGAGCAUCUCCAGGAUGCUAUGUCUUUCUUAAAGGAUGUCUGUGAGUCUCGAAUGGAGGAUCGUCUGGACAGACUGGAUGAUGCAAUCAUUGUACUGAGGAACCAUGCAGUGGGUUCCACUGCCAGUCUGCCCAGCGACAUACACAGUCUACUGGGACAAGGACAAAAUGGGCCAAUAGCGGCAAUUGGAGCAAACUUCCCCGCCUCUGCGUUGGUUUCAAGUCGGACAGCAGCAUUGGGUGGUGCUCACGCUGAUGAUGCUACCAGCCUAAACAACAGCCAUGGAGGGCUGCCGAGUGCCAGCUCCACAUCCAGCGCAGAACUCAACCACCAAGUGGAAACAUUCAGAGCAGGUCUUGCUUCAGGCCUGGCUGGCCAGGUGCCUGCUACUCUGGAGCUGAAGGUGGAGAAACAGGACAAAGAUGAGAUGCAUGAAAACCUGUCUGGUGAAGAUAAUUCAGAUGAUGAGAGCAAUAAAAGAGACAUGAAAACAACCCGUGCAGCCCCACGCACUAGUGGGUGGAGUUCUUAUCCUAUCUCUGACAGUAUCAAUGAAGAUGAAGACCUGAAUCCAGAGCAGAAAGCUGAGCGAGAACGCGAGAGGAGGAUGGCUAACAACGCUCGUGAACGCCUAAGGGUUCGAGAUAUCAACGAGGCCUUCAAAGAGCUGGGUCGCAUGUGUCAGCUGCACCUGAAAAGUGAGAAGCCUCAGACAAAGCUCCUCAUUCUCCACCAGGCUGUGGCUGUCAUACUUAGCUUGGAGCAGCAAGUUAGAGAGCGGAAUUUGAACCCCAAAGCAGCUUGCCUUAAGAGACGAGAAGAGGAAAAAGUCACCAGUGGUUCUGGUGAUGGCCAGCAGACCCACACAGGAGUUCAUCCAGGUCUCACUGACUCAUCCAAUCCAAUGGGCCACCUCUGAGGAGUCAUCGGAUCAUUUCUGUCCAUAUGAGUUGGUGACCUUGCUUCCCAUUGACAGACAGGACGCGUGUUGUGUGACACCAGUUGGAGGAGACAGACCACUUGAAGCAAAACUACUAGACUAACACAAUCCGGUCCUAAGAUUGAAGCGUAGCCUGGUGUCCAGCUCCCUGUGAUCAGUUUCCAUCUGCAAAAUUCUGCCCACAAGAAGUCUUCAGCACAUAUCACUGUCUGCAAGAAGUGUGUCGCUUCUGAACAAUCAGAGACUCGCAAUCUCCUCCAGCCGUAUGUGGAAAUUGCCUUGUGCCUAAACUGAAUUGACGAAUGCAUUGUAACAGCAAUUGUUUUUGUCUGUUUUGUUUUUCUAUUUAUUAUUUUAUGGAGCUAUAAAGUGUAUGUCUAAAGGGAAAGUUAAGUAGUUUUGAUGAGAUAAUUGUUGCUUUUCAGUUGAUCUACAGUUUGCCAGGGUCACCACAAUAAUUAAGCACUCCACCUGUGUAAGUCUUUGGCGAGUCUGAGAUGAGGGGAUAAAUUUAUUGGGCAGUGACAAGGUAAGUUUCAGGUUAAUUUAUUGCCCAGUUUAGAGUGACAUUUGUGCCCAACUGAAAAUUACCUUUAGCUUUUAGACACACACUUAACCCUCCUCGUUUUUAAAAAAGAGAAUAUAUUAUUUAUAUAUUAUAUUGUGUUCAUUCUUACAAUUCUCACAUCUGCAACCAAAACAAAGUUUUAUGGUGUUUUCAGGUGUUUUUGUUACCGGACUGAAAUCAAAAAAUGUUAAUAAGCUCAGCAGUGGAAUAAGAUGUGCUGCUGCAUUAGCCUGAACAAUAUUAUCUAAAGAGGUGGUGGUCAAACGGCAAACUCUAGUUUUACUGAAAUGUGGAGUUUUGUUUGUUUGUUUGAGUCCUCAGCAGUGAGCAGUGAAAAUGCAGACAUCCAUGAGCAAACCUUUGCAUUCCCUGCAUAUUUUUAGCGUCUUAAAUGAGAAGGUGACUUGCUUGUCCUUAGGUUCCUUUGCCAUAUAGUGUUAAAAUUAAUCCGAGACCUGUUUUGCAGACUGGUGUCUAUAUUUCGCCUCACAGUAACAUGCUUUUGGCACCCGCGCACAAGUAGCUUCUUUUUUGUCAUUUCCUGCCUCCAGCUAAUCAGAAAUGGCUUUAUGAAGUAGUUUGAAAACGAAGACCAUGCGUUCUCCUGGCCUGAUGAACAUAUCUUUAUAGUUUUUCUUUGUGUUAACAACUCCAAAUGGUGAAAGCAUUUAUCUGAACUGAAAUUUUGUUUUGAUCAUUUUGUAACAGGUUGAUUCUCCAGGCUUCCGGCAUAUAAAGUCCAGUUUCACAUAGUAGAGAGAACCUUCUAAGUUAUUUUUGAUCCAAGCUGCAACUUACUAAGUACAGACUAGAUAUUUCAGACAUUUUGUUGAAUAUCAUUUUUUGUUUGUUUGUUUGUUUGUUUUUUACUGUAGUACAAUAAUGAACAAAAGCAAAAAAAAAAACAGAUUUUCUUUUCUGUUUUCAGACUGAUCAUGGCUGUAUUUUUCCACCCGCAUCUUAAUGUGCAUGUGUUACAUUUCUUGUGUUAAGUCUUUGUUCUUAAGACUUGCUUUAUAAUCCAUUUAUUUCUUUGUUCAUAGUUGACUGCAUCUUAAGCAAAGCUGCCACAUUCAGGAGUGUUCUGGACAAAAAGGGAAUUCACUUAGAAUAAAGAAUGCCACACCAAGAUUUUUCAAUAUUUGCUAUGGUGAAGAAAUCACAUUUGUGUGUGUGGGUGUGCGUGUGCGUGCGUGUGACCUGACUGAAUGUGGCCUUCUUUAUUUCAGUAUUCAUGAGCAUGCACUCGUGUUGGCAGGUUUUGAUUGAGGGCAUAACGUAUGUCACACUCCCUGCUCCGUCUUCGUCAUUAGUUGUUUUCUAUUUCUCAUGCUUCCUUUUUUUCUUUGCUCCGCUGUUUGCUAAGUUAGACUUUGCUGUAUUCCCAGAUGCUUUCCCGUGUAUAGUAUAUAAAAAAAAAAUCAAAGGAAAAAAAACACAUUUGGCUUAUUUUUCACUGUAGUUAGUCUUUUAUACAAUAUUACUGUAAGAAUAUUUCUUGGAUUCUAAAUAUUACUCUUUCUAGAUUUUUGAAAACAAAAGUUUUGAGUAAAAAGUUUCUUACUUUAUUUUACUAUAUUAGAUAGUAAAAUGUACGGUUAUUUACCAUAACCUAUUCAUUAUUACCAGAAAAUUUCAAAUGACAUUUCAAGAACAUAGUCAAGUUGUUGCUUGUAGUCUAAUACUUAAGGCUUUGUACGAGCUCAAAUUGCUAAAAGUGCGACCUCCAUCGUAUUUUUCAGCCUCUGUUGUUAAUUGAUAAGAUUUGUUCUUGUGUCAAAUGAAUUUCAAGGUAUAUUGUUGAUGCACAUGAAAAAAAUGGCAACGGGAAUUUCUUUUUUGUUUUCUUCAGAAAAACAGUGUAUAUAACAUUUAUGUUGCAAUAAAUGUGCCAUCUUUUUAUAAACCCAAUUGUAUGUGCAUUUAUUUCUGUCACUUUUUUUCAUAUAUUUGCAUUUUUUCUUUUCUCCAUGCAGCUUUCUUUUUUGAAAAAAGUGCAGGCCGGCAAAGUAAAAGGAGAAACUUGGGCACACAUAAUUUCCUUCUCUCUGGCACUCUCUCUCUCUCUCUCUCUCUCUCUCUCUCUCUCUCUCUCUCUCUCUCUCUCUCUCUCUCUCUCUCUCUCUGUCUCUCUGUCUCUCUCUUUCUCGCUCUGUUUUGGAGAUCUUUCUACAGUGGAUUUAGGCCAAAUGACUGUUUUAUAGUAUGUAACUCAUUUUUGAAAAUACCAGUGGACCAUUGUAGUCUGUAUGAAAAGUGCUAUGGAAUAUAUGUUUCUAUUUUUAAUAAAGUGUCUUAGCAG